CAUAUCACAACAUACUCUGCACACCACACCAGGGUUACAAUGGCCGGUGUCGAGUUACCACAGACACUGCUGUAUCUCACUGGUGCCUCCGGCCAAACAAGAUGUAGUUUGAAAGACUCUGCAGGUUUGUCUGUCUUUGUCUCUGUCGUGCGAUGGGCAGCUAUAGCUCAGCCCUCAUUCCCGACACAGAGGAGUUUGAAUCGAUCGUGUCGAUCGCAGAGAAGCUGAACGAGCGGGUCGCUUAUGGUACAGAUGAGAGGUUACAGUCAGAGCUUCAGACCCUGGUGACACUCAUGAUGGAGGAAGAGAGCAAAGAGAGCAAAAACCACGAGCCAGACUCUGCAACACUUCAAGAAAACUCUCAGGAAACAAGUCCAGAAGGAUGUGCCCUGCCUGCAGCAGCAGCCAAAAGUGAGCCCAGACAGUCGUUCUCCUCUCUGCUGCCGAAGGCUCUCUCAGCUGUCUUAAACACAAAGGUGACCCAGAGCCUCAACUCUAAUCCCCAGCCCAGCAGAGAUGCAGGAAAACCCACAUCCCCAAACCUGGAGCAGCUGCAGACGGAGCUGAGAGACCUGAGGGACCAGUUUGACCAGAUGAAGAGUCAGCAUAACAAAGAAAUCAAACUGCUGAUGAACGAGCUGGAUGAGGAGAAAAGGAUCCGCUUGACUUUGCAGAUGGAGAUUCAACGUCUGAAGAAGCACAUGUCUAAAUAGGUGGUACAGAGACAACAGAGACAAAAGAUCCUGAUUUGACAAGUUUAAAGCUGUUGUACAUUUAUCUGAUAAACUUUAUUUUUAUAAUUUUUGAAUCACAGUCUCUCUUUCUUUUGGAAGACAAAAUUGACUUAGUUUGUUACUUUAUUUAUUUUUUAGCUAGACUCUUGGUUGGUCAGGCCAACAGGACUGCAUGUUUUUAGUAUGUUUAAUGUGAAACAUGUGAGGCACAGAAGGAGCUCAACAAAGGUGUAAAGGAACUGUCUCUUAAAUAACUCUGUCAGUUUCUAGGACCUCGU
Messenger RNA from Cheilinus undulatus (humphead wrasse), 1012 nucleotides. Its product is annotated as SH3 domain-containing kinase-binding protein 1. The transcript has 7 exons. The record is from RefSeq and is a predicted model, not a curated record. Bases 153 to 713 code for a protein of 186 amino acids. Lineage: Eukaryota; Metazoa; Chordata; Actinopteri; Labriformes; Labridae.